Messenger RNA from Orbilia oligospora ATCC 24927, 1830 nucleotides. RefSeq lists its product as uncharacterized. The record is from RefSeq and is a predicted model, not a curated record. NCBI's taxonomy places the organism in Eukaryota, Fungi, Ascomycota, Orbiliomycetes, Orbiliales, Orbiliaceae. Bases 1 to 1830 code for a protein of 609 amino acids. The transcript has a single exon.
AUGCAGUAUUACUUCUUGGUCCUGUUGCUUCUUACCAACCCGUCCCUCUCCCAACUCGGCAAGAAGCCGCAGACCCAGUCUCCUCCCUCCCAAAACCCCCAACCCGACAACAUCAACAAUCCACAGCAACUUCCACCCAACUCCACCCCCGCCACCAAUACUAACGCUGAUACGAAUACAAAUGCGGCACCGCUUGGCACCUACGUCGUCACCAGCGGUCCCCGAACUCCAACCCACGACUUCAUUGUCCCGUUAUCAACUUGGAAAACCUGGGCAAUUAAAAACCGUCCCCGGUUAAGAAACUUAGGAGACGAAAUCGACUUCUUCGGUGAAGUUAGGAAUUUGUCUUGUCCGUUGGGACCAAAGCCUGAUGCUAUUAAUCAGAACUUCAAUCUUAACACUAACGACUUAUUUCUCGAAAAUGUUCCCGCGGAUACUCCUCCACCAAGGAACUCAUUAUCCUUCCUCUUCAAUAGUUUAAAACACUUAACCAAGGGGUUUAAAAAGGAAGUAUUAGAUGUUGUACCAGAACGUCCAAAUCCUCCUCCCUCGCGUGGUAGCAACAACAUCAACGAAAGUGAAGAAACAAUCUUAAACUCCUCCAACUUCGCGCAUCUAGUAUCCUCGUUCGGUCUCAUCCCGCGUCCGACCUUCAAAUCCCGCGCCGAAACCAUCUUAAUAGCUUUAAUUCACAUCUACCAAACUUUCUAUUCAUUCUACAAUCUUUACAGUGAACUCGGUCGGGUGCUUUCCAACCCGACUCUUCCUCAACCGAUUGAUUAUAAAUUAUACCCGGGAAGAGAAGAUGAGGUAUAUCUUGAUCGUGAGCCAAUUGUUUUGGAUUGGGCUACUACUACACUUAUUGGAUUACCACCCGUGAAGAAGACUAGGAAUGAGCCUCCUGAUACCGAUCCAGAGAAAAGGAGGAUCACGGUUGAUCUUGUGGAACAGAGGAAGAGAAUGGUUGAGCUGGCGAAGUAUCUGAAUGCUAUGAAAGCUGCUACGGAUGGGGUUCAAGAAUUUAGAGCAUUAGCUUUUGAAGGGAACAUGGAAUAUCCUGGAUUCUCGGAGCUGUUAAAACCGUGGGAGGAAUAUGAUCCUGAGUUCUUCGAUAGACCUACCGUUGAUGCCCAGGGUAACCCGAUACGGGUGGAUUUUGGGGUUGCGGACUUGCUGGAUGGGUUUGAAGCUUGGUUUGGAUGUUGGCAGAUACCGUAUUUUAAAUUGUUGAAGAGGAUGUUGGAGAUUGAGCAUUUCCCAGGUGUGGAAGGGGGACUGGUGUCUAAAUUGAAUGAAGGGAAACCGACGAUUGAAGAUAAUGGCUAUGGGAUGGAACUCCUGAGGUUAGCAUUGUUGGAAAGAGGGAUAAGGCAUUUUGGGGGGGAGAAUGUCGGGGAGGGCAAUUGGAAUACGCCGCUAAACUUUGGUGGGGUUGAUGAACGAUUGGUAAAGGAGGAGGAAGGGAGGGCAGUCAGUUUUCAGGAUUAUGACUUUGAAAGGGAUAUUCAGGGUUAUAAGUCCCCCAAUACAGAUAAUGUUAAUAUUAAUAAUAUGAAUAUAGAAGGAGGCACCGGGGAUUUACAGGUACAAGGCAGAAUGGAAGAAGAACCAAAUGAAGGGGUUUUAGGGGACCCAGAAGCUGGAGGAGGAGGUGAAGGAGGAGGAAGAGGAGGAGGAGGGAGUGAUGGAGAUAGUCCGAUUACCGAAGAUAAUCAGCUCGAAGUACCGGAUUUUGAUCCCUUAGACUUUAGAAUUCAUAUUCCUUCAUUUGAUGGGCCACAAUUCUUUGAGGAGGGAGUACGGAUGGAGGAGGAGGAGGAGGACUAUUAG